This is a messenger RNA of Schistocerca piceifrons (Central American locust), 904 nucleotides long. RefSeq names its product dehydrogenase/reductase SDR family member 11-like. The transcript has 6 exons. Gene Ontology annotation, molecular function: oxidoreductase activity. Lineage: Eukaryota; Metazoa; Arthropoda; Insecta; Orthoptera; Acrididae. Bases 45 to 794 code for a protein of 249 amino acids. The record is from RefSeq and is a predicted model, not a curated record.
GGCCUUGGUAGUCACUCGCAUCAGGGCAGCCAACAGCAGCAGGCAUGGGCAUCGAGACGUACGCAGGCCGCGUCGCGCUGGUGACAGGCGCCAGCUCCGGCAUCGGCGCCGCCAUCACACAGGCGCUGCUCAGACACGGACUCACCGUCGUCGGCCUGGCAAGGAGGGUCGACAGGGUCAAGGCACUCGCUCUGAAGGACGCCCCUGGUAAACUGCACGCUAUUCAGGGCGAUGUUGCAGACGAGAAGAGUGUACUGGCAGCGUUCAAGUGGAUCAAAGAAAACCUGUCCGGCGUCGACAUUUUAAUCAACAACGCUGGCGUGAUCACUGAGGGCGAUCUGACGUCUGGCAAGACGGAAGACUGGAAGCGCAUCCUGGACGUGAACGUGCUGGGUCUGAGCAUCUGCACCAGGGAGGCCGUGCAGGACAUGCUGAGCCGGGGCGUCGACGACGGGUUCGUCAUCCACAUCAACAGCGUAGUGGGACACGUGCCGCCAGUUAGCAGCUUCGCAGCGAUGUACACGGCGAGCAAGCACGCCGUCAAGACGCUUCUCGAAGGCCUGCGGAAGGACCUGGUCGCCAAGAAGAGCAAGAUCCGCGUUGGGGAAGUUUCUCCGGGAAUCGUGAGGACUGAGUUUCUGUUCAAUAUGACGUCGAUUACACCCGCUGUUUACGACACAGUACCCUGUCUGGAGUCUGAAGACGUGGCGGAGGCUGUUGUCUACAUGCUGUCCCAACACCCUCGAGUCCAGGUACACGAGGUCAUUGUCCACCCUACUGGAAGUUCGCUGUGACGACGAUAUGUAUCUCGUCAAACAAACCAGCUGUUAUAUUUUACAUUUAUUUGCAUGUAAUACAUGUAACCUAAUUCAACUUUCGAACUAAAAAUUUGUUUCUUUAUUAA